GAGGAAAAAAUUUAGCAAUCAAACCAUCAAAAAUGGAAAAAAAUUUCCAUGAAAAUUCUCCGCAGGCCCUCAGAUUAAUAAAGGAUAAUUUUAUUCUUCACAAGAGUAUUAUUUUUGACAUCCAUGAAUGAUGAAGGAUAAUUUUAUUCUUCUCAACGACUAAGUCCUACCUACCCGAUUCAUAUCCACGUAUCAAGAAGACGAAGCCAAGGAAAAUUGAGUUGAAACCCACCAACAAAUUCUUAAUUUUCUGGGCAAUUCUCGUUUCAGUAAGAGAGAACAUCACUUGAACAUGGGGGUGAGACUAUUUUUUAAGGUGUUGACCCUAGAAGAAUAGCGCUUGGGGGUGGAUUAUCGGGCCUAAUCAUGGCUGAUAAAGGGUUUGAUUGUACCUCACCUGCUAGCUAUAGAUUUUGCUAAAAGUGGUUGCAACUCCCUACAUCAACAAGUCUUACCAAAUAAUAUAAAGAUGCUGUUGAAAUUAAUCUUGGAGUUUUGGAUUUGAAAGGGAAAAAAAGGUUUGAUGAAUAAGUGUUUCAUGUAAAUAGUAGAAGGUUGGAACAAAAUAUUGUGGGUAAAGAAGCAAAGUGAGGGAGGCGUACCGGUGUGCAACUAGUAUUCUGUUCAGCAGACACCGUUAUUUUCAUUGGCUUUUGAUACAUUUGUCAUUUGCUGGAUAAAGGCAAACUCUCAGAUAUCUAAGUAUUUGUUCAAAGAUGGCAUCUGAUAAAGGAGUAGCUAUUGUUCUUAUGGGAGUCAGUGGUGCUGGAAAAUCAACAGUAGGCGCAAUGCUGGCAAAAGUAAUCAAUGGACACUUUCUUGAUGCUGAUGACUACCAUCCACAAUCAAACAAAGAGAAGAUGCAGAAUGGGAUCCCUCUUUCAGAUGAAGAUCGCAUUCCUUGGUUAGAAACUCUACGCGAUUCCCUACGGGUUGGCUUGUUGAAUGGAGAAACUGCAAUUCUUGGAUGUUCGGCUUUGCAAAAGCGGUACAGAGAAAUUCUUAGAUCAGCUGAUCCAGAUUAUAUACCAGGUUCUUAUUUAUGUACGGUAAAGUUUGUUCUGUUGGAGGUUCCAGCUGAGGUGCUUGCUGCUCGACUAGAGAAAAGAGCUGCGGAGGGGAAUCAUUUCAUGCCCGCUAAGCUCUUGGAAUCUCAAUUGGCUUUGCUUCAGAUCGAGGAAGCCGAAGAGAUAAUGAAAGUGGAUGCUUCACUAGACCCUCAAGCCAUUGUUAGAACUAUACAAGCUUCAAUCUGAAUUUAUAAAGCCAUUUAUCUUGAUGUAUUAAGAGGGUGUUUGUUAUUGCUUAUAAGUACAAAAAUGAGUAUUGCACAAUGCCUGAUUACUUGAUUUCGAUUUGGAAGAGUUCUUGUAACUUGAUAUUUGUGGAAGAGUCUCCAUUACCAAAUUAAUUCAAAUAUUAAAUGAUGA
Olea europaea var. sylvestris is the source of this 1430-nucleotide messenger RNA. Its product is annotated as gluconokinase. Gene Ontology annotation, molecular function: gluconokinase activity. Gene Ontology annotation, cellular component: cytoplasm. The record is from RefSeq and is a predicted model, not a curated record. The coding region runs from base 717 to 1256 and encodes 179 amino acids. The transcript is spliced from 6 exons. Lineage: Eukaryota; Viridiplantae; Streptophyta; Magnoliopsida; Lamiales; Oleaceae.